CUUGCCGCCAUUGCGUUUUCGUUCCCCACCGAGUUGGCAGCCCUGGCUCUCGCACACAAAAAUCUCAUUAAUUAGUUCGCAUUUUAGACGACGAAGCAGCAGCGAUUCCAGGGGUCAGCUUCGAAACCCAAAAACAACACUUGACCUGCGAACUUUCACACUGUUCAACAUAGCCAACUAAUUUUUGUACGUGAACAAGAAGCCGCAACCAAGUAUUCAUGUAAACAUUUAUACAAUCCUGUAUAUUGGAACGGACAAAUAUUUAUAAUUUAAAAGCAAAGCAAGCAAGAUAAUCGAAGGACCGUGCCCCCGAAGGAACCCCGAGUCCCAGGAAUCCAAACCCCAGGACCCCCGGAAGCGGUGUCACUCGAUUAUACAUAGUGCGACAAAUCAUAUAUAUUCCAAAACACUCCAUUAGCGUUUAGUUAGGACAGAUAUAUUUAUACAUAUAGAUGUUUAACGAAAUUUUCAAUUAGGCGCCAGAUUAGGAACGAAGCAAAGCAAUAAACGACGAACCUCAACGUUAGGCAGAUAGAUCUACCUACCUAGAUGCAGCAAAUAUAGUUUAUAUAAUUCAUAUACCAGCCAAGUCGAGAGUGAGUCGAUAAAAGUAGUAGUAGAAUAUUUAAUAUAUUCAAAUUUCUAGCCGAGUUCUCUGUUAUCAGCUAGCACCUUUUAGAUUGCCGCAAAGACACCUGUUUAAUUAGCAGAUAUUUAGAUUUUGUACGUAGCUAGGAACAUCAGCAAAUUUUUUGAUAUUGACCCUUCCGAUUGAUGCGGCCAGUUGAAUUUGCAAUUCCAGUCCGAGUGUAGAGUUUGUCGUUGUAGUCUAGAGUAGAUUCUAAUCCCAAAACCGAUCGAAACCACAGUCCAAGGACAUUCACACAUUCGCCAUGGACGAGUCACAGCCGAAAACCCUGUAUGUGGGCAACCUGGACAGCUCCGUCUCUGAGGAUCUGCUUAUCGCCCUCUUCAGCACCAUGGGCCCCGUUAAAAGCUGCAAAAUCAUCCGCGAGCCGGGCAACGAUCCGUACGCCUUCAUCGAAUAUUCCAACUACCAGGCAGCCACCACAGCCCUGACCGCCAUGAACAAACGACUUUUCCUCGACAAGGAGAUCAAGGUCAAUUGGGCCACCAGUCCCGGCAAUCAGCCCAAGACAGACAUCAGCUCGCACCACCACAUAUUCGUGGGCGACCUCAGCCCCGAAAUCGAAACGGAGACGCUGCGCGAGGCUUUCGCCCCUUUCGGUGAGAUCUCCAACUGUCGGAUCGUGCGUGACCCGCACACCAUGAAGUCGAAGGGUUACGCCUUCGUAUCGUUCGUAAAGAAAGCAGAGGCAGAGAACGCCAUACUGGCGAUGAACGGUCAGUGGAUUGGCUCGCGGUCGAUACGCACCAACUGGUCCACGCGUAAGCUGCCGCCACCACGCGAGCCGUCGAAGGGCGGUGGCCAGGGAGGCGGAAUGGGCGGUGGACCGGGAGGAAAUGGAUCCGGCGUAAAGGGCAGCCAACGGCACACCUUCGAGGAGGUGUACAACCAGUCUAGCCCCACCAACACCACCGUCUACUGCGGCGGCUUCCCGCCGAACGUCAUCAGUGACGAUCUGAUGCACAAGCACUUCGUCCAGUUCGGUCCCAUCCAGGAUGUGCGGGUCUUCAAGGACAAGGGCUUUUCGUUUAUCAAGUUCGUCACUAAAGAGGCGGCCGCCCGGGCCAUCGAGCACACGCACAACAGCGAGGUUCACGGCAAUCUGGUCAAGUGCUUCUGGGGCAAGGAGAACGGCGGCGACAAUUCGGCCAAUAACAUCAAUGCCGCAGCCGCUGCGGCAGCAGCCUCCGCCAAUGUAGCCGCUGUGGCAGCAGCAAAUGCGGCGGUGGCCGCCGGAGCGGGAAUGCCCGGUCAAAUGAUGACACAGCAACAGAUUGCCGCCGCCACUGGAGCGGCGAUACCCGGCCAAAUGAUGACGCCCCAGCAGAUUGCCGCCGCCACAGCGCAGUAUCCGUACGCUUAUCAGCAAAUGGGAUACUGGUAUCCCCCAGCGGCUUAUCCCACAACCCAAAUGCAAACGCAGUACAUGCAGCAGGGCUACUACCCCUACGCCUAUACAACCAGUGCUCAGCAAGCGGGAGGUGUUCCUGCCGGAUACCGCAUGGUGCCGCCGAACGUGGCAUGGGGCGUGCCCGGAACUGUGGUGCCCGGUGUAACGGCCGCCGCAGCAUCCGCGGCCGCAGCAGCGAACGGUUCACUUGCCCCCCAGAUGAUGUACAGUGCUGCGAUGCCACAAUACCAGACCCAAUGAGCUGAGAUGUGACGCCAGCUUCGACGCCGUCUGCAGCAUCCGGGCAGUCGCCCCCAGCCGCAGCCACAACCACCACUGCUGUCCCAGCUGCCGCAAUUGCAGCACUUGCAAGCGCAUUACGCACGCUUAGGUUACGUACAAUACCGAGUUGUUCCGGGCAAGGCGGAACCGCUUUUGGCCCUGCCGGCGAUGACUAACGAAAUUGGCGGUGGUGCGGCAGCAGGCAAUUAGGAGAAGGCCAGACGCGCGAGCGUCCAGUUCGGAGUUGUGGCUACGGUUGCGGCCGAUUGCGGUGGGCGGUUGCGGACUUGACGGGGCGGAGGGUCAACUCUUAAAACCCCUUCAAGUCAUAGGUCGAGGCGGGGCGUGGAGCUCAACUUAAAGUGAACCACGCCGGCGACAACUGAAACAACAUCAACUGAAAAGCUCCGGGCGAUGGGCGGGUAGCUGUAACAAUCUAAUCCAAUCUAAGUACGUGUUAAAAUAAUUUAAAGAUUUGUAAUUUAAGCAGAAAUAGGCGUAUAAACGAAACGGAAACAAAAUAAACCGAAUGAGAAAUUAAAAACAAAAACUAAAAAAAAACAGAGAACGGAGAAGGCAGAACGCGCGACAGCAGCAAAGAAAACACAAUCUAAACAACAAAUCGUGACAAAGCAAAUUGUAAUUGUAACUAUGUGGAACAUGUGUCAACGAAAACUGAAGAUGGAAAGGGAGGAUGUCAGUAGGAUGAGAAGAAAGCCACAAGCAAGCCGAAUGCAAAAACAAGAGGAAAAACAAAUUUAGCAACUAAGAGAAUGUAAAUUCGAGCAUACAUAUUGUGUAUUUCCAAUGUGGAAAACGAAAUGCGAUAUAAAUAUGUAAAAUGUAAAAUAAAGAAACAAAAAAAUAUAUAAAAAAGUGAGAAAAACAA
This is a messenger RNA of Drosophila ficusphila, 3210 nucleotides long. RefSeq names its product nucleolysin TIAR (gene Rox8). Gene Ontology annotation, molecular function: poly(A) binding; poly(U) RNA binding; mRNA 3'-UTR binding. NCBI's taxonomy places the organism in Eukaryota, Metazoa, Arthropoda, Insecta, Diptera, Drosophilidae. The record is from RefSeq and is a predicted model, not a curated record. Gene Ontology annotation, cellular component: cytosol; ribonucleoprotein complex; cytoplasmic stress granule.